AUGGGGGUUGUUAGGGUUCUCUCCCUCUUUCUUUCUCUAUAUGUGCUUCUUCUCAUCGAUGUAUCCACUGCCCAGAUGCCAGGUUUUGUGAGUCUGGACUGUGGAGGUAAGAAUAACUUUACUGAUGAACUAGGUCUUGAAUGGACCCCAGAUAAUCAGAUGAUCAAAGGAGAAACAGCAAACAUAUCUGUGGCAAAUGAAACGAGAACACAAUAUAGGACUGUGAGAUAUUUCCCAGCUGAUAACAAUAAGUAUUGCUACACACUCAGUGUUAUUAGCAGGACCAGGUACCUUGUAAGAGCGACUUUCUUGUAUGGUGACUUCGAUAAGAAUGAAGUAUAUCCAAAGUUCGACAUUUCCCUCGGACCAACUCAUUGGGCUACAAUUGUCAUUUCCGAUGCUAAUACGAUGGAGUCUCAAGAGUUAAUAUUUCUGGCCAAGGAUCCCACCAUCAGCAUUUGUUUGUCCAAUGCUACAACUGGACAACCUUUUAUAUCUACCCUCGAGCUUCGGCAAUUUAAUGGUUCCGUCUAUAUGAACCAAUUUGAGAACGAGUUCUUCCUUAGUGUAUCAGCAAGAAUAAACUUUGGUGCAGAAAGUGAUGCUCCAGUCAGGUUUCCGGACGACCCAUUUGAUAGAAUAUGGGAGUCUGACUCUGUAAAGAAAGCCAACUACCUAGUUGAUGUUGCUUCUGGAACUGAAAAAAUAUCUACCAACAAGCCAAUUGAUGUUAGCAAUAACGAAAGACCGCCUCAGAAGGUGAUGCAGACGGCUGUAGUUGGCAGAGAUGGAUUAUUGACAUACCGAUUGAACCUGGAUGGUUUUCCAGGUUUUGGCUGGGCAUUCUCCUAUUUUGCAGAAAUUGAAGAUUUGAGUAGAAGUGAUAUUAGAAAAUUUAGGUUGUUACUGCCUGGAGCGCCCGAUCUCAGCAUGGCAGCCGUAAAUAUCCAAGAGAACGCCCAAGGAAAUUAUCGUCUAUACGAGCCAGGAUAUGACAACAUAUCUCUCCCAUUUGUGCUGUCAUUUAAAUUUGGGAAGACAUCUGAUUCUACUAUGGGCCCUCUCUUGAAUGCUAUGGAAAUAAACAAGUAUCUGAAAAGGACUGAUGGCUCUCUAGAUGGACCAGUUAUUGCGGCUGUAGCCUCUGCUUAUUCAUGGGCGGAGUGGGCAAAAGAAGGUGGUGACCCAUGCCUUCCAAUUCCAUGGUCUUGGGUUAAAUGUAAUUCAGAUCCCCAACCGAGGAUAGUAUCAAUUAAAUUGUCUGGGAAGAAUUUGACUGGGGGAAUUCCUUCGGCUUUGACGAAGUUGAGCAGUUUAGUGGAGUUAUGGCUUGAUGAGAAUUCACUGUCUGGUUCAAUUCCUGAUUUUUCUGGAUGCUCAAACUUGAAAAAAUUACAUCUUGAAAAUAAUCAAUUGACUGGAGAGCUACCUUCCUCCUUGGCAGAUCUACCACAUUUGAAUGAAUUGUAUGUUCAGAACAAUAUGUUGUCUGGAAGAGUGCCAUCUGGACUUCUUGAUAAUGAUCUGAUUUUAAACUUUACAGGAAACACAAAUCUUCGCAAAGGGGACAGCGGAGGGCACCGCAAGAAAAUUAUUAUAGGAUCAUCAGUAGGUGCUGCAGUUCUGCUCAUUGUUACUAUUACCUCUUGCAUCCUACUGCCCAAGGGAAAAAAGAUGACUCGUAAACGAGAUAAACUGCUCGGUCCUUCCUUCGAUGGUGCGGGCACAGAAGCUGCACAUUACUUCACAUUAUCUGAGCUUGAAGAUGCCACAAAUAACUUCGAGAGAAAAGUUGGCUCGGGAGGCUUUGGAAUUGUUUAUUAUGGGAAAUUGAAAAACGGAAAUGAAAUUGCAGUCAAAGUUCUGACUAAUGAUUCCUUCCAGGGAAAACGAGAAUUUUCAAAUGAGGUGGCUCUUCUUUCAAGGAUCCAUCACAGAAAUCUAUUACAUUUUCUUGGAUAUUGCCAGGAUGGAAAAGAUAUUCUUGUAUACGAGUUCAUGCAUAAUGGGACACUAAAGGAACACCUAUAUGGGCCUUUGACACGCGAAAGAGGUAUUAGUUGGAUCAAGCGCCUUGAGAUUGCUGAUGAUGCUGCAAAAGGAAUUGAGUACCUUCAUACUGGUUGUGUUCCAUCAAUCAUCCACCGGGAUUUGAAAACAAGUAAUAUCCUUCUUGACAAGAACAUGAGAGCUAAGGUUUCAGAUUUUGGUCUUUCAAAACUUGCAGUAGAUGGAGCUUCCCAUGUCUCAAGCAUAGUUCGAGGAACUGUCGGUUAUCUGGAUCCUGAGUAUUAUAUCUCCCAGCAGUUAACGGAUAAAAGCGAUGUCUACAGCUUCGGGGUCAUUCUCCUUGAGCUAAUAUCUGGUCAAGAAGCAAUUUCUAAUGUAAACUUUGGAGUUAAUUGCCGUAAUAUCGUCCAAUGGGCGAAGUUACACAUCGAGAGCGGGGACAUACAGGGAAUCAUCGACCCCACAUUACGCGAAUAUGACAUCCAGUCUAUAUGGAAAAUAGCCGAGAAGGCAAUGAUGUGCAUUCAACCUCACGGUAGCAUGAGGCCAUCAAUGUCUGAAGUUAUCAAGGAGAUUCAAGAUGCCAUUGCAAUUGAAAGAGGAGCAGCCGCUAAACAAGGUAGUUCGGAUGAGAUCUCUAGGCAUUCCGUUCAUUCGUAUCUGAAUAUGGGAUCACUCGAACUCAGUGCCAGUGAGCAUUAUCUGGCUAUUGAUGAGUCUAUCACGCAGCCAGCUGCUCGCUGCUACAGUUUGCAGCAGCGGCAACGUCGACGCUGCCCAGUUCGCGGCAGUGUCGAUUUGUCGUUUGCGAUGCAGCACGCAGCAGAUUCGUUGGAGGUUUUUAUCGCAGCAGAUCCGUCGCGAACGAUAGACCAAAUCCCAUUCCCAGUCUCUCAUCUCAAUCGUCUCCUCUCUGCCCAUUUCUCCACCCUCCGAUCUCCCAAUUCACUCUCCUCUUCUCCCUCCCAAAUACAAAUACUCCCUCUUAUUCCAGUCCAGGGCUUUGGAGGCAUGGCGGAUGCUGGCAUGCAGGGAUUGCUGCCGGGCAGCCCUGACGGCGGCAGCCAUGAAAGUGGUGGGGACCUCAGCCCUAGGUCGAAUGUUAGGGAGCAGGAUAGUUUCCUGCCGAUCGCGAAUAUCAGUCGGAUCAUGAAGAAGGCGCUACCGGCGAAUGGAAAGAUCGCCAAGGAAGCUAAAGAGACCGUUCAGGAAUGCGUCUCUGAGUUCAUUAGCUUCAUCACCAGCGAGGCAAGUGACAAGUGCCAGAGAGAGAAAAGAAAGACAAUUAAUGGGGAUGACUUGUUAUGGUCUAUGGUGACUUUGGGGUUCGAAGAUUACAUUGAUCCACUUAAGGUGUACCUGGCUAGGUACCGAGAGGGUGAUGCCAAGGCAUCAGCAAAGGGUGCAGAUGGAUCUUCUAGAAAUGAUGCAGUACAACCUAGUACUAGUUCACAGCUUGCUCACCAGGGUUCAUUUUCACAAGUCACUAAUUAUGGAAACUCUCAGUCACAAGCUCAGCAUAUGAUGGUCCCAAUGAGAGGCACGGACUAG
Fraxinus pennsylvanica is the source of this 3561-nucleotide messenger RNA. Lineage: Eukaryota; Viridiplantae; Streptophyta; Magnoliopsida; Lamiales; Oleaceae. The record is from the annotation of a GenBank genome assembly.